AUGGAUACGCACAGAGCUGCUGUUUUAACGUCAAAGCAAACGCCCGAUGCGCGGCCUACCUUUUCAGUACGCGAUGAACCGCGUCCUGUCCCAGGGCCUAAUGAAGUCCUCGUUAAGCUAUCUCCGACUGGCGUCUGCGGCUCCGAUCUUGCCCUGGCCCUAGGACACUUUGGGCCUGUAGGUAACAUUCUUGGUCAUGAAGGUGUCGGCCGUAUUGCUGCCCUAGGAGCAAACGUUGCUGCUCUAGAUUCGUCCGUUCAAGUGGGCCAACGAGUUGGUGUUGCAUGGACCCGAGACAUUUGUGGCGUCUGCGACUCUUGCACAGACCUAGUGAAUGAAGGCGAGACCAGGUGCGCGAAAGGACUUCACUCUGGGAGAGCAUAUGACGGCACAUUUGCACAGUACACCAUCGUUCCGCUUCACUACUUGGCCAGACUCCCACCUCAUUUCGACGAUCUGCCGGAUGAAGAAGUGGCACCGAUUCUCUGCGGAGGUGUAACAGCCUACAAAGCAAUCAAGGGUUGCCACAUCACGCCUGGACAAUUUAUAGCUAUAUCCGGAGCAGGUGGUGGCGUGGGUUCUUUGGCCGUUGCCUAUGCCUAUGCUAUGGGUUACAGAGUGGUUGCGGUUGAUGCUGGGCAGGAUAAAGCUGACAUGUGCAAGACGAAUGGUGCUGAACAUUAUGUCGACGUCACCGAAGCGGGGAGUCUCAAAGAGAAGGUAAUGAAAGUUACCAACGAAAAAGGAGCAAAAGCAGUCAUCGUCACUGCAAAUGCUGCCGCCGCAUAUCAGCAAGCCUUCGAAAUGCUGGCGCCGUUUGGGACAUUAAUGUGCAUCGGUAUCUUGCCACACGAUGCUCGCGUCAAUUUUCAUCCCCUGUGGCUAAUUGGAAGAGGGUGGAAAAUUCUAAGCUCUGCAGUCGGAACCCGAGCCGACAUUUUAGAGGCACUGGAAUUUGUCAAACGUCGGAAAGUUGUACCAAAGGUUCAGUGGGCCAGUCUAGACGACAUUGAAAGCCUUUUACAAAAGAUGUCUGCAGGCCAAUUACAAGGGAAAUGGGUCCUCAGGCUUGAUACUUAA
Messenger RNA from Colletotrichum truncatum, 1080 nucleotides. Its product is annotated as alcohol dehydrogenase 2. Gene Ontology annotation, molecular function: alcohol dehydrogenase (NAD+) activity; zinc ion binding. Gene Ontology annotation, cellular component: cytoplasm. The record is from RefSeq and is a predicted model, not a curated record. NCBI's taxonomy places the organism in Eukaryota, Fungi, Ascomycota, Sordariomycetes, Glomerellales, Glomerellaceae.